This is a messenger RNA of Debaryomyces tyrocola, 2937 nucleotides long. The record is from the annotation of a GenBank genome assembly. NCBI's taxonomy places the organism in Eukaryota, Fungi, Ascomycota, Pichiomycetes, Serinales, Debaryomycetaceae.
AUGCAGACACCCAACUCUCCAUUAUUUCCUGCUCAGAAGUUGACGUUAUCACCCAGCGCAGUAAGUUUGGGUGGAUUAGCCGGGGCAUCGUCUGGAGUUAGUAGUUCAACCUUGAUACCUCAGUUGCCUGAUAAGCCGUUAACAGAAACUUCAUCUAUACAGAUGUAUGUGAUACCGGCAGAAAAGGACUUGUUUAUGCAAGGAUUUGAGCCAGAAGAAUACGAGGGUAGGCCGCCUACAUUAUUAAGAGGUUGUUUGUUCUUGCGGGUUCUUAAACCGUCCAAAAUUAGAUCGGUGACUUUAACAUUUAAGGGUCAACAACGGACGGAUUGGCCAGAAGGUAUACCACCGAAGAAGACUUCAUAUGUGGAGUUAAAUGACAUAUUAUCUCAUACGUGGCCGUUCUACCAACUGGGAAAUCCUCUUCACAGUGCUAAUGGAGGUGCCGACUUCUUUCAAGAGUUACUGAAGGACCACACUUCAGAAAUGGAGAACUCGACUCUCAAUGUACCACCAUCUGCAUCAAGAUCACACUCUCCAGCUGCAGAGAACGGACGUGGUAACUUUUUCACCAGAAAUUUGUCACCAGCUACCAGUUUUAUGAGGAGAGCCGCAUCACCUUCGUUAACGGUCAACGAAUCAUUUUCGGAUCUCACGUCAGUGUUGUCUACUGAGACGGAUCCUUUGAAGCCAGAGUUGUUUACUCCGGGUGAUUAUAUCUAUAACUUUGAACAUCCGUUGCACCCAUCGAUCCCGGAAACGUGUUCGGUGACAUUUGGGGAAGUAUUUUAUUAUAUUGAAGCAUCAGUUGUAAGAGCUGGAACCUUUAAGCUGAACUUAACUGGAAAAUUACCGAUUAAUAUAAUUAGAACACCUUCAGAAUCCAAUAUGGAAGAAAAUGAACCAAUAAUAAUAACGAGGGAUUGGGAUGACCAAUUGAGAUACGAUAUUGUUAUCGGGAGAAAAUCGAUUGUAUUAGAUUCAUACUUGCCAUUAGCAUUUAGAUUUGUGCCACUAUGGGGAAAGGUUGCUUUACAUAGAAUAAGGGUAUACUUGUCUGAGAAUUUGGAAUAUUAUUGUCAGAACAAAAAGGUUCACAGGCUUGAACCUCCCAAGAAAUAUCUUUUACUAGAACAUAAAGCAAAGAAAGGGAAAUCGCUAUUAUCCGAGAAACUGGGACAAGAUGAAGAUGAAGAAGAUGAUGCAGAAAUAUUACCGAAAGAAUUGGAAUUUCAACUAUUUGUUCCAAGAGUGUUAAAUGGUAGGAUCAAGCAUGAAAUACAUCCUGACACAUCAUAUGAAAAUAUCCAAGCUCAUCAUUGGAUAAAAAUUUGUUUAAGGCUUUCUAAAACAGAUCCCGAUGAUCCUUCGAAGAGGAAGCAUUAUGAAAUUCUGAUUGAUUCACCAAUUCAUAUUUUGUCGUCAUUAGCUGCACACGUGAAUACUUUAUUACCAGCAUACGACGAACAUCUCGCCUUAAGCUCAUCCUAUAAUGUACAACACCAUGGUACCCCACCAUUAUCUCCAGAAGUUAUACCUAUUGAUAAUACUACUGGAGCCGGUAGAAAUAUACUGAGAAAAGGAACUGAAAAUAGUGUUUCAUUAGAUGAAGUAAUAGAAAGCCCACAUGUGAAUUUUGAGCAUAUUACUAACGGUAACGGUGCAUUAGAUGAUUCAGAUGCAGAUAUGCAUUUAGAAGCUAACUUGUACCUGCCGCCAGAUGAUACUAGACCAGAAUUGGCAUCUCUACAAGCUUUACCGCAUCUGGGAACAUUUAACUCGCCCAUACAAAGGCCAAUUCAUUUCGUUAGAAAGCCUUCUAUAAACCCUCCUCCAUUUCAAGCAAAUAAUAAUGAUAUGCUUAUUGGUGUGGAUAAUCUCCCACCACCAGCAUACGAGGAGGAAGAACAUUCGUUGUCUAUGUCACCUUUAAGAAUUGAUGAAAGUAGUGAUAGAGGAAGAAGUAAGUCAAGUCUGCGAUUUCCUGGUUUGACCAUGACUGUUCCACAUGAGGGCCCUGUAAAGAAUUUAUUAAGCCAGCAACUUCGAAAAUCUGAAAGUGAGCUCUCCAGAAAGUAUGAAAGUGAAGACAUUUCUGAUAAUGUUUCAUCUGUUAAGCCUCCAACAACGAAUCCUAUAAGAAAUGCCGUGAGUCCGAAUAGACGAGCAACAGACGCAACCAGGCAGUCAAAUUCUAGUGCAAAUUCUAGUGACACGGGCUUAACGAAUUCUAUUAUAAGUUCUUCUCAAUCUAAUGAAACUAAGAGUACUCAUGAUCAAGAUGAGAUGUACGAAUCUUCAAAUGUGCAUAAUUUCACCAAAGGAAAUAAGAAAACUGAUUCGAACAGAAAGCUUAGCGACGAUAGUUAUGCUCCUGAAGCACAGGAAUCGGAAAACAGAGACAAAUCUCGUCAAUCGUCUAUUCUGUCGUUAACGUCAUCGCUCGAUAUACCCGUUGAACAUACAUUACCCUUGUUGAACCAAUCUAGCUCAUCAUUAUUGACUCCUCAAUCAAAUUUUAAAAGUAUGAAUUCUUCGAUCAAUUCAUUGAAUGAUAGAAGAACAAGUAAUGUACACGAAAUCACCAAAAUUACCGAUUUGGUAGAGGGUGGUUUCAAUGACGAUCUAUACAGAGUGAAUGAUAACUUGUCCCAUUUAAGAAAUCCAAGGAUCAAAAAACACUACCAGAACAGUGAUAAUAUGUCAGAGACAGAAAUAAAUAAACAAAGGCAAAAGUCGUUUGGUGUUGUAAACAAUAACGAUUCCGAUGUCGUAGCAAGACUGAGUUCUACAAGCGAAUCGACAUUCCAUGAGGAUGAUACCGUUGUUGCUCUGCCAGUUAAUUCUAAUGGUCCCCCUUCUAAUACGAAUAGUUUAUUCAAGCCUCUUUCUGGUUCGCCCGCCCCGGGAUUAAAUUAUGGAUUCAUUAUAGAAUAG